This is a messenger RNA of Hipposideros armiger (great roundleaf bat), 2588 nucleotides long. Its product is annotated as UDP-glucuronosyltransferase 2B31-like. The transcript has 6 exons. Bases 37 to 1629 code for a protein of 530 amino acids. Gene Ontology annotation, molecular function: glucuronosyltransferase activity. Lineage: Eukaryota; Metazoa; Chordata; Mammalia; Chiroptera; Hipposideridae. The record is from RefSeq and is a predicted model, not a curated record.
AUCAGUGAUUUGAAAAGAACCAUUACAUCCACCAGGAUGUCUAUGAAGGGGAUUUCAGUUCUGCUGCUGCUACAGCUGAGUUGUUACUUUAGCCCAGGGAAUUGUGGAAAGGUGCUGGUGUGGCCCACAGAAUACAGCCAUUGGCUCAAUAUGAAGACAAUCCUGGAUGAACUUGUCCAGAGAGGCCAUGAAGUGACUGUUCUGGCAUCUUCAGCUUCCAUUCUUAUUGGUCCCAACCAAUCCUCUGCUAUUAAAUUUGAGAUUUACCCUACAUCUUUAACAAAAGAAGACUUUUUGUUAUUUUUCAGGCGAAUUCUCGACAGAUGGAUAUAUGAUCUGCACAAAGAUACAGUUUGGGCAUAUUUUUCAGUAAUGCAAGAAAUCUUUGUGGAAUACUCUGAGUUUACUGAAAAGCUCUGUAAAGAAGUCAUUUUUAACAAGAAACUUAUGACAAAACUACAACAAUCAAGGUUUGAUAUCGUUUUUUCAGAUCCUGUGAUACCCUGUGGUGAGCUUCUGGCUGAGAUAUUUAAAAUACCUUUAGUAUACAGUCUCCGCUUCUUUCCAGGCUACACAGUCGAAAAGUAUAGUGGAGGACUUCCAACCCCUCCAUCCUACGUACCUAUUGUUUUGUCAGGAUUAAGUGAUCAAAUGACAUUCAUGGAGAGGGUGAAAAAUAUGAUAUAUGUGCUUUACUUUGACUUCUGGUUCCAAACAUUUAAUGAGAAGACAUGGGAUCGAUUUUACAGUGAAGCACUAGGAAGACCCACCACAUUAUCUGAGUUAAUGGGGAAAGCGGAAAUGUGGCUCAUUCGAACCUAUUGGGAUAUUGAAUUUCCUCGCCCGCACUUGCCACAUUUUGAAUUUGUUGGAGGACUCCACUGCAAACCUGCUAAACCCCUUCCUAAGGAAAUGGAAGAGUUUGCCCAGAGCUCUAAGGAAAAUGGAAUUGUGGUGUUCACUCUGGGGUCAAUGGUCAGUAACAUGACUGAAGAAAUGACCAAUGUGAUUGCAUCAGCUCUUGCCCAGAUUCCACAAAAGGUUAUAUGGAAAUUUGAUGGCAAAAAACCAGACACCUUAGGGACAAAUACUCGGCUCUAUAAAUGGAUCCCCCAGAACGACCUUCUUGGUCAUCCGAAAACCAAAGCCUUUAUAACUCAUGGUGGAACCAAUGGCAUCUAUGAGGCGAUCUACCACGGGAUCCCCAUGGUGGGCAUUCCUUUAUUUGCGGAUCAACCUGAUAACAUCGCUCGUAUGAAGGCCAAGGGAGCAGCUGUCAGUUUGGACUUCAACAAAAUGUCAAGUUCAGAUUUGCUCAAUGCAUUGAAGACAGUUAUUAAUGACCCUUUAUAUAAAAAGAACGCCAUGAAAUUAUCGAGAAUUCACCAUGAUCAGCCAAUGAAACCUCUAGAUCGAGCAAUCUUCUGGAUCGAGUUUGUCAUGCGUCACAAAGGAGCCAAACACCUGCGGCCAGCCUCCUAUGACCUCAACUGGUUCCAGUACCACUCUUUGGAUGUGAUUGGGUUUCUGCUGGCCUGUGUGGCAACUGCUAUAUUUGUCAUCACAAAAUGUUGUCUGUUUUGUUGCCAGAAGUUUGCUAAAACAGGAAAGAGAGAAAAGAGGGAGUAGUUGUAUCUGAACUGAGGCUGGUGUGCCUCACAGAUGGGACUUCUCCAGAAUAAUCCAGCAAGAAGUUGUGAAGGAAGGAUCCCUUCCUCCUGGGACAGAACAAUGUUUCACCACUCAGCCUGUCAAUUCAAAAUCUGUUUUUGAGUGAUUUACUACCGAUUUAAGAGCUAGAUAAAUAUGUCAUGCCAGAGAUACAAGCUGGCAAAAAAAUAAAACAAAACUAUACAUAUAUUGAAAUGUAUUAUUCUAAACAAAUGUCACAACAACAAAAAAAAUGAAGUACACUGUGUUUCAAACAUUAUACAUGGACACGAGAACACAUGUAAUACGUAAGUCUAUUUACAUAGCAAUACUAUUUUGAAAAUAAUCAGAAUAUUUAAAUUUCAUUCUGGUGCAGAAUUCUGUAGUUUCAUCUUUUGCUAAAGAAAUUAUUCAAUGGUUAGAAUUAUGUACAAAAAUUCACCCUUCCAUUUCAUUUUGGGAGACUAGUAUGCCCCUUGGUUUUACUGUGCAUCCAGACUCAACAUCAUUCUUACCUAAAACCAUGUCAAGCCAUUUAUCUUCAUCCAGUUUAGGUCACUUCCCAUCAAAAUGUAUGUAAUUUAGAACUAUAACAACAGCUAUAGCUGCUUCUUAUUAUCUCCUGUGCUAUUUACAGAAGACUUGGGUUUCAGUAGCUAAUUCUCGUUACUUCAAGCCAUUUAAAAACAUUCACUUGACUGCCUUCACUCUCAUCUGCCUUUGAUAGAGGAAGUAAGGGAACCCCACUUGUAGGUUUGAUAAUGUACAACCCAUACCCUAACGAAACUAUUAAAUUUUCAUUCUCUCACUGUGUGUGUACAUAUAUAUGCCCACUUCUUCAAAAUAGGCACAGCAUCACUUAGCUACUUACACAUAUGUUUAGCAAUUAAAUGUUUUUGUUGAAGGCAGUUUGAAAUAAUGAUUAUUAUUCUAUAUAA